Molecule: messenger RNA, 604 nt
Organism: Notothenia coriiceps (black rockcod)
Lineage: Eukaryota; Metazoa; Chordata; Actinopteri; Perciformes; Nototheniidae
Gene: znf384a
Product: zinc finger protein 384 a
Exons: 5
Coding region: 164-604 (146 amino acids)
Source: RefSeq, a predicted model, not a curated record
ACUUGACACUGCUGAAGAGAGCUGGAGGGGAAAAAAGGGAAAAAGCGAAGAAAAAAAGGCAUAUGUGAAGGGAUUUGAGGGGCGGAUUUGGACAAAGUUUCCCAACUGUCCCGACCCGAGGAGGCUCCGGGGGGGUUGCAGGGGAAUCCAUUCGACCGAAAACAUGUUGCCUAUGUGUCAGUGGGAGAUGAUCGGGAAACAGAAGAUCAGAGAAAUAAUGGACGAUUCCCAUUUCAACUCAUCAUACUUUUGGUCUCCCGUCCACACUGUACAAGGACAGAUCGAGAACGCCAUGUUCCUGAACAAGGCGAAGGAGCAGCUGGGUCAUGAGAAGGCCAAUGCGCCCUCCUUCCAACACACUUCUGCCACCUCCACCUCCUCCCCCCACUACCCCACGGCGGUGCUUGCCACCCCGGGCUUAGUGGACGCAGGGUCCGGGGUGCGGUUGGUCCCCAAACAGGAAGGAGGUGGCGGAGCAGCAGGGGGAGGUGGUGGCAGCCUUGGGAUGAGUGCGCUGGGCGGACACCAGCACCAGGCACACACCCAGAACAUCACUGUCGUGCCUGUGUCCUCUACAGGAAUCAUGACUGCAGGUGACUGCUAG